AUGGAGAAAGAUAAUGACAUCAUGGAUCCGUUCCUGGCUUCGACGGAGGAACUUGACCCGACAACACAGAAGGCAUUGAUGGAAUAUCUGGGAGUCGGAAGCAGAGCAUCUUCUCUUGUCUCUUUCUCCUCAACCGCCGUCGAUAUCCCGCCGAUCUCCGGCGUCGGAGACUUCGUCAGAGAGUUUAGAACCGAGUCCAAGAAGCUAUGGAAAUUAGCCGGCCCGGCCAUUUUCACAUCCAUAGCUCAAUUCUCUCUCGGAGCCGUCACUCAGGUUUUCGCCGGACACAUUAGCACCAUCGCCCUCGCCGCUGUCUCCGUCGAGAACUCCGUUAUUGCCGGUUUCUCCUUCGGUAUCAUGCUUGGAAUGGGAAGCGCGUUGGAAACGCUGUGCGGACAAGCGUUUGGAGCUGGAAAAGUAUCACUGCUUGGCGUUUACUUACAACGCUCGUGGGUGAUUCUAAGCGUAACCGCUCUCAUCCUUUCUCUAAUCUACAUUUUCGCGGCUCCACUCCUCAUCUUCAUAGGCCAAACCGCUUCAAUAUCAGCCACAGCAGGCCUUUUCUCCAUCUACAUGAUCCCACAAAUCUUUGCCUACGCGAUCAAUUUCCCUAGCGCAAAGUUUUUGCAGUCGCAAAGCAAGAUCAUGGUCAUGGCAGGGAUCUCUGGUGUGGCUCUUGUGAUCCAUACGUUCCUCACGUGGCUAGUCAUGCUAAAGUUCCACUGGGGACUUCCCGGUUUAGCUUUGGUGCUUAACACGUCGUGGGUCUUCAUCGUUGGGGCACAACUUGUGUAUAUUUUUAGCGGUACGUGUGGAGAGGCUUGGUCUGGACUCACAUGGGAGGCUUUUCACAAUUUGUGGGGUUUUGUCAAAUUGUCUUUGGCUUCUGCUGUCAUGAUUUGCUUGGAUGUUUGGUAUUUUAUGGCACUCGUAUUAUUUGCUGGAUAUUUGAAGGAUGCUGAAGUCUCCGUAGCGGCACUCUCCAUAUGCAUGAACAUUUUGGGAUGGGCAGCUAUGGUUUCAUUUGGGAUAAACGCAGCAGUAAGUGUGAGAGUGUCAAAUGAGCUAGGAGCUAGCCACCCAAGAACGGCCAAGUUCUCUCUAGUAGUGGCGACAAUACUAUCGACAGCGAUAGGGAUGGUUAUCGCGGCGGUUCUAAUCCUCUUCAAAGACGAGUACCCAAUUUUGUUUGUGGAAGAUGAAGUAGUUAGGGAUGUGGUUAGAGAACUCACACCAAUGCUUGCGUUUUGCACCGUCCUCAACACUGUUCAGCCUGUCUUGGCUGGAGUGGCAGUUGGAGCGGGAUGGCAAGCAGCAGUUGCCUAUGUGAACAUAGGUUGCUAUUACUUGUUCGGAGUCCCACUUGGUCUAUUUUUGGGAUUUAAGCUUGAUUAUGGAGUAAUGGGGAUCUGGUCGGGGAUGAUGGUGGGAACUUUUGCACAAUCGGUAAUUUUGACUUGGAUGAUCUUCACAACCAAUUGGAACAAAGAGGCUGCAUUGGCAGAGGAGAGGAUAAGAGAAUGGGGAGGAAUAGAGAAAGAGAACCUUUUAACCUAA
Molecule: messenger RNA, 1557 nt
Organism: Microthlaspi erraticum
Lineage: Eukaryota; Viridiplantae; Streptophyta; Magnoliopsida; Brassicales; Brassicaceae
Source: the annotation of a GenBank genome assembly